UAGUAUAAAGGAUAUUGAUCGAAUGUGGCAAAAAUGGCGCCGGAGAGGGUGAACGCACUGGGAUUUGUUCUGGUUGCUCUUCAAUUUUGUAAUUUACAAGAGGCAAAGACUUUUACAUUUCCCGAAUAUCCUUAUAAAGAAACUUCUAAAAAUGAAUUGUUAUUCAGAGAAUUUGAGCAGGCUUGUGAAGAAAGUGGAACUUGCAAAAGUGUUUCACAACAAAGAAGUGCUGUAGCAAAAAUACGAUGUAUUCGAGAAUGCGUAUCGCCUUCAUGUUACAAAGAAAUUUAUCUAUUUGACCAAUUAGAAGAAGGAGAGAUAGACGUAAGACUGAAUUCCUUUAAAGGAUGUUUUAUGCAACGUAGUGGACGUCCUCGUAAGAAAUAAUCAAUUUUAUAUAAAAAAAAAAGAAAACAAACAAACAGAAAAAAAACCAAUUCCAUUUGUUAAAA
Leptopilina boulardi is the source of this 452-nucleotide messenger RNA. RefSeq lists its product as uncharacterized. The record is from RefSeq and is a predicted model, not a curated record. The transcript has 3 exons. Lineage: Eukaryota; Metazoa; Arthropoda; Insecta; Hymenoptera; Figitidae. Bases 34 to 387 code for a protein of 117 amino acids.